This is a messenger RNA of Brassica rapa (field mustard), 768 nucleotides long. RefSeq lists its product as uncharacterized. The record is from RefSeq and is a predicted model, not a curated record. Lineage: Eukaryota; Viridiplantae; Streptophyta; Magnoliopsida; Brassicales; Brassicaceae.
UUGAAUUUUACUUCCUAAUAGGGAAUUAAGUUUAUAGACCCUUUGUGAGGCCUAAGCUUAUAUGGCUUGAAUCAAGGGGAAGGUAUUGCGUAAGAAGCUUUUCACAAACUACACAUUCCUUGCGUCAAACUGCAAUAUACGUCUCUAUAAGUAUGCGUAUGUAGCUUUCCGUGGCCAUGCUCUGAUUUAUAAAAAAAUUCAAGGUAAAGUUCUACUCGAUACAUAUUAGUUUUAUGAAACCAGGGAGCAGCAAGCAAACUCUGUGCCAAUGGGACCUGCGGUGGAGCUAUGGAAGGAAAGAGAGAUGGAUAAAACGAGAAAGAAGUACGAGAGGCUAAGCGAGAAGAUUAUGUUAUGGGAAGACAAGAAGAAGAAAAAAGCAAAGAGAAAGCUUCAUAGAACAGAGAGAGGUGUUGAAAAGGCAAAGUUGAAGGCGAAGCAGAGGUUCAUAGAUGAUAAUGAACGCAUUGAGAUCAUUGUUGCAAGUGCAAGAACACAUGCAUAUGAGAGUCAAAUGAAGGAAGUGUUGAAGGUUAAGGAGAAAGCAAACCUCAUGAGAACAACAGGGAGGAGUCCAUGUGCAUGCCUUUGAAUACUGCAAACUGCAAGAAAUGCGAAGCUAAACAUUCUUUCUUAACUGCUUAUAAUUAUUGUUGAAUAUGUAAAAGGCAGACACAACUGAGGUGUCACAAUCUAUAGAGUAUUAGAGAGAUAACACAUGAUCAAUCAUCAAUUAUGUCACAAAUCAGGAAACCAUAACUUAAAGUU